AUGAAUCGACUGCACACAGGGUAUUUCUACAAUGGCAUCGUGUCACCUUCUGGCAGUCAUCGAACCAACCAUUUAAGAGCUGUAGUAGGUGCCAGGACUACUACUACUACCUCAGAAUGCAGAAAUCUCCUUCCUUCCCUCUACACUGAGGUGUGGAGUUGGGGGAGGGGCCAGGAAGGUCAGCUAGGUCAUGGAGACUAUUUGCCCAGGUUACAGCCUCUCUGCAUCAAGAGCUUAAGUAAAAAGGAAGUUGUCAAGAUCACUGCUGGAGCAAAUCACUCAUUGGCACUGACAGCUCAAUGCCAGGUUUAUUCCUGGGGAAGUGACAAAUUUGGACAGCUGGGUCGUAUAAAUGCUCCUAGCACAGUUCCUAAUCUCGCCAUGAUUUCUGAGGGUAUCCGUGUGUGGGACGUGGCAGCAGGGCAAACGCACACUUUGCUGCUGGCUGAUGGAGACUGUUAUCAGCCCAUACUGUACUACAGUGGAGAGCAGGUGCUGGAGAGCACUGACAGCGCUCAUCCCCUCUCCGGGACCUACACCCAGACGCCCACCCUUCUGCCCUUCUGCAUGAAUAUUGGCUAUGUGAGCAAAGUGUUUGGGGGAGGACUGAAUUGUUUGGCCUUGGCUGAUCAGAACGCAAUGGGUUUCAUAGCUACAAUCCAUGAACUCGCUUCGGCAGAGAGGAAAUUCUACUGCACCCUCAGUAAGGUGAAGAGCGAAAUCCUGAGCCCCCUGCUAGCCCGUGCGAGUUUGGCCUUGUCUCUGGGUCAGUCCUCCAUGUUGCUGUUUCAAGAGAUGGCUGGUAGUUUCAGCAAGCUUUGCCAUCUGACAGGACAGCACUCAGUAUCCCUCACCAACUUCCUGCAGCGAGGAAAAGUGAUCAAAACACUGGUCUUGAUCAAGAACACAGACCUUUUCAUGGACACAUAUAAAGAGUACUGCGAUCCAGUAGGAAACUUUCUUGUUAUGGGAGGAUUCCAGUCAUUGCUGAAGCCCUCACAAGAAUGCUUUGGGAAGAAACUGGAGUUGAUACAGACUCUGCUAGAGCCCAAGGAGAAGAACACAUCACCCUAUGAUCUGUUAGUCAACUUGUUUUAUAUGCCUUUGCAGCACCUGCAUGGGUAUAACAGAUUACUUCUGAAACUAGCCCACUGCUUUGAAGUGAACACUGAGGAAUAUGAAUGGCUUCAGAAUGGCUGCUCCAAAUAUGAAGAUUUAGCUCGUCUUGUCAGCAAGCAGAGAAGAGAUGCUGAGGCCACUUUCAGUUUCUGGAGGAACUUCAAAGGAAAGAAUUCGGAAUCCCUGCGUAAGCCGUCUCGUCGUCUGGUUUGUGAGAGCAGUAAUAAAGCUCUGACGUUACAGAAUGCUGGAAGAUUCUCUGCCAGCUGGUUCAUCCUCUUCAGUGAUGUGCUGGUUCAUGCACAGGGAACUAUUCCAUCAAAGAAGCUUUUCUCAUCUCAUUACGUCUAUCCACUUGCUACACUCUGGGUGGAGCCCAUCUCAGAUGAAAGUGUGGGCCAACAUGGCCUUAAGCUGACCACACCUGAAGAUAACUUUGUUGUUCUGGCAACAUCCCCUUUGGAAAAGGGGAAGUGGCUGAGAGCCAUUAACCAGGCCAUUGAGGACGUGCUUGCUUUAGGCCUGAACGGAAGGACACGUGUGUCUAGAAGCAGCCAGAAAGGUGACCCACCUGUGUCACGCACGUCUACCUACACUUUCAGCAAAGAGGGCCGACUCAAAGAUGCCACGUAUGAGGGCCGCUGGGUGUCAGGCAAACCUCACGGCAAAGGGACUCUGAAGUGGCCAGAGGGGACAGUUUACUGUGGCACAUUCAAGAACGGGUUGGAAGAUGGAUUUGGAGAUUUUAUGUCGCCCAACACAACCUUAAACAAGUUUGAGCGUUACCAAGGUCACUGGAAGGAGGGGAAAAUACAUGGCUUUGGCACAUUUUGGUAUGCUUCAGGUGAGGUAUACGAGGGCUCAUUCAGGGACAACAUGUGUCAUGGUCACGGCAUGUUACGGAGUGGAAAGUUAGCCUCUCCUUCCUCCAGUAGUGUGUUUGUGGGCCAGUGGGUUCAAGGCAAGAGAACAGGCUAUGGGGUGUGUGAUGACUUCAGCAGAGGAGAGAAAUACAUGGGAAUGUGGCUCGAUGACCAGCGUCAUGGAGUCGGAGUCGUUAUAACUCAGUUUGGAAUGUAUUAUGAAGGAAUCUUCUGUAAUAACAAGAUGAUGGGCAAUGGGACUCUUCUCUGUGAUGAUGACACAGUCUUUGAGGGAGAGUUUUUAGAGGACUGGACUCUGUGCGGAAAGGGCGUUCUGUUCAUGCCUAAUGGUGACUCUUUGGAUGGGGUCUUUGACGGUCACUGGGGAGCCGGUCUAAGAGUGGCUGGAACUUUUACAAAACCCUUUGAAGCUUUGAGGAGAGAAAGAAAGAUACCUGUGGCUGGUCAACACGCAGUGCCUGCAGAAGAAAAGUGGAAGGCAGUGUUUGAUGAGUGCUGGAGUCGAUUAGGCUGUGAAGGUCCUGGAGAAGGAGUGCAUGAGAAAGCCUGGGAGAACAUCGCCAUCGCCCUCACUGCCAGACACAGACAACAGAGAUAUAGUCCAGAGGAGCUGAGCCGAUCUCAAACUAAGAUGCUGGAGAGCCUUGAGGUGAUUCCUCAACAUGUGGGCCCUGUUACUGCUGACUCCUACAACAGCAUCCGUCGGUAUCUCUUGAAGGCCUGUGAUACCCCUCAUCACCCUCUGGGCUGGCUGCUGGAGACCCUUGUGACUGUGUACAGGAUGACUUAUGUUGGUGUGGGCUCUAAUAGACGCUUCCUACAGCAGGCAGUGGAGGAGAUCCAGUCGUACCUAACGCGCAUAUUUAAAAUAGUCAGGUUUCUGUUUCCUGGUCUCCCUGAGGAUGGAGGUUUUAUUUUGGAUUCUUCCAGUUCCUCAGAUGAGGGCACAGAGUCUCUUAACAGCAGUACACAUUCAGAAACACCACAGCAGGGUUGGUUAGUGAGCAGCUCAAGUCUUAUCCUGCCGGUGUUGCUGCCGAGGCUUUACCCUCCUCUCUUCACUCUCUACACACUAGAGAAAGAGAGAGAGGAGGAGGUGUACUGGAACUGUGUGUUAAGACUCAACAAGCAGCCUGAUCUUGCUCUUCUAGCCUUCCUUGGAGUACAACAAAAGUUCUGCCCAGUUUCUAUCUCUGUAUUGGGAGAGAAAAAGCAGGUCUUGCCUUGUACUAAAGACGCCUGCUUUGCAACUGCUGUUGAAACCCUGCAACAGAUCAGCACAGCAUUCACUCCCUCAGACAAGUUGCAGGUGAUACAGCUGACCUUUGAGGAGAUCACCCAGGACAUGCAGGCUCUGCUUGGGCAAGAUUUUCUGUGGUGCAUGGAUGACCUCUUUCCAAUCUUCCUCUAUGUGGUGCUCCGCGCACGGAUCAGAAACCUGGGCUCUGAAGUGAGUCUGAUAGAGGACCUUACAGACCCCAGUCUACAGCUGGGACAGCUUGGAUUCAUGUUGACAACUCUCAAGGCUUGCUACAACCAGAUUCAGCUUGAGAAGACGACAUAGGAGGGGUUGGUUUGUGAGUGGUCUUACGGAGUAGGUGCCAUUUAAAUAGACACGGAUUACAGGUCAAGUCAAGAUGUGCUUAUUUAUUUCAGGUCUCAGAAAUAAGCUCACUUUCCAUUCAUCUCUCUUAAGCACUGUUCUACAGAGAUUACUUCAAUUGUUAUAACUGUUGAGACUCUCACAUUGACCAUCUGACUGACAGUAAAGUUACCCCUUGAAAAAACAUUCAAGUACAUUUCAACACCCACAUUACCUGGGCAGAAAAGAGACUUUUUCUGUUUUAUACAAGAUAGCAGAAUAAACACUC
Sinocyclocheilus rhinocerous is the source of this 3874-nucleotide messenger RNA. Its product is annotated as alsin-like. The record is from RefSeq and is a predicted model, not a curated record. Gene Ontology annotation, cellular component: centrosome; cytoplasm; dendrite. NCBI's taxonomy places the organism in Eukaryota, Metazoa, Chordata, Actinopteri, Cypriniformes, Cyprinidae. Bases 1 to 3567 code for a protein of 1188 amino acids. The transcript has 31 exons. Gene Ontology annotation, molecular function: small GTPase binding; guanyl-nucleotide exchange factor activity. Gene Ontology annotation, biological process: regulation of GTPase activity; endosomal transport.